AUGAUGAAAAAUACGAGGGAAAGCGAAGAAAUAGUUCUUCUCAAAGAAGAAGAAGAGGAAGAAGAAGACGACGAAGAAGCAUUAUCACUAUGUGAUCUUCCAAACAAUGAAGAGAACCAAACAAAGAAAGAAGCUUGUGGAAGUACUAGUGAAGUCCAAUUAGAAGAUUUUGAUUUUAACUCUUGUGGUGGUAAUAUGUUGAAAGAGUCAGAGAUGUGCACGGCAGAUGAAAUUUUCUACCAAGGCCAAAUCUUGCCUUUGCGUCAUUCAGUUAGUUUGCCGAGUGAUCGGCCUAAUUGUUGUAGUAAUGACGCAAAUUCAAGCAGUAGAAGUAGUAGUAUUCGAAGCCAGCGUUCAUCUAGCAGUGGCAGUUCUUCUAAUUUCAGCACUACGUGUUCAAAAUACAAGCCUAAAGUUCGAAACCAAUUUCAUUCUCAUCCUAGUCCAACACCCCAGGUUCGAUUUUCAAAGUCAGCGAUUCAAUCAAACGUCAACAAUUCAAGUCGAAAAUCUACAUUGUGGAGUCUUUUUCGUGUUGGUCUAGUGACAACACCUGAAAUUGCAUUACAAGAUCUUAAAAACAGAAGCAACAAGGAUAAUUCAGGAAGUCGAAAUAGCACGAGCAGUAGUAGCAGUGGCAGCUUCAACAAUAAUGAUAAUACGAUGAGAAUUAUACUAAGCAAGAAAAAGAAACAGAGGUUUUCUCUUGGUAGCUGCAAAUGUUCAGCAAAUGCAGUAGAAACAGUUCCUUCAAAUGUACUGAUCAUGAACAGUAAAAGUACAAUUACGAAAACAAGAAAGGAGACCAGCAGGGACCAUGAACAUGAAGAUAAGAAGGAUUCAUCGGAGAAUAUCAAAGCGACAAAAAAGCAAGCAAUGUCACGUCAUCGAACGUUUGAAUGGUUAAAGCAACUUUCACUAGAAGGUCCAUCUGAUGAAACAUAA
Molecule: messenger RNA, 945 nt
Organism: Lycium barbarum (goji berry)
Lineage: Eukaryota; Viridiplantae; Streptophyta; Magnoliopsida; Solanales; Solanaceae
Product: probable membrane-associated kinase regulator 1
Exons: 1
Coding region: 1-945 (314 amino acids)
Source: RefSeq, a predicted model, not a curated record